GCAGGGUCUUGCUCUGACUCAAGCUGGUCUUGAACCUGUGAACCUGUGAGCUCAGGCAAUCCACUCACCUUGGCCUCCCAUAGUGCUAGGAUUACAGGUGUGAGCAACCAUGCCCAGCCUACAAUAUGGUUUUAAAUCUCUAAAGUCUCCAUGGCCAUGGGCUAAUUAAAUAUUUAAUCACGGGAAGUGAUUGGGAAAAGGAGUAAAAAGAGAAAUGUCAUUCUCAAGAGGUUCUCCCAGAUGAAUAGAUGAAGUUUAGGAAGGUAUUUUAUAUUUAGUUGUCACAGAAUUAAGGUUAAAGUACCAGCUAUUUUAAACCUUUUUUCUUCAGAGAAGAUAAACACAGGCUUUGCAAUCAGAACUAACUUUAAAUUUCAGCUUUGCUUCUAACUAGCUUAGUGGUCUAGGACAAGUUAUAUAAACUCUCUGUGCCUCGGUUUCCUCAUUUAUAAAAGAUAAUAUUUACCACGUAAGCUUAUUGUGAGGACUAAAUGUAAAAUGCUGAUCACAAACGACCGGCAGCCCAAUAGAUAUUAGCUAUAUAAUUGUUAUUUUUAUAAUGUUCUGCAGAAGUACACUAAUAAUUGUUGAGUAGAAUUAACCUAAAGGCAGAUUUUCUUUUCUCUCUUGCUAUUUCUCUCUUUUGUUUUGUUUGUUUGCUUUUAAGAAUGGAAAAGAAAAUCUGUUCCAGCAUUUUGGAAUACAAAUUUGUGUCAAAAUUAAUUUAUUCGUUUCACUGAUAUUUAAAUAAAAUGAUGUUUUCAACAAACAUUGAUUAAAUAUCUAGUAAAUUUCAGGCACAGGUAUGACAACGUCAAUAAGUUGUGGUCCCCACUCUCGAGGGGCUGACAGUCCAGGAGACUGACGAGUGCCCAGGUGAUUACAAGCACAGUAACAAAGGUUGUGAUGUGAUACAAAACUAUGAGUGCAAGUGUGUGCCAAGAAUUCCCUUCUCUCAGAUUUAUCCCUUUUUCUUUAGCUCUAAAGCCAAGAAUUUGGUCCAUUUUUUUCUUAAUCAGAUAAAUUAAACCACGGAUUUAAAAAAAUUUUCAAAAGAUGAAAGACAAACACCUCAGAUUAUGGAGGGUAACUGGCAUAAUAAACCUGGGUAGUUCCCAAAGGAAAAGUGCUUGGCAGAGUCUUAGGAUGAUUUAAGGGAAAAACAGAAAAUGUUUUUAUUUUUUUACCUACAAGUUUCAUACUAAAAAACGAAUAUAAACUCUUUGUGGAGUUACAUGUACAUUGAAAUGCAGGUAAUUUUAAUUCAAUUGCAUUUUUCAGAAUUCUCAAUCGUAAUCCUCUGACAACUGUUGAAGAUUCAUAUCUUUAUAAAUUGCCAGCAUUAAAAUAUCUAGACAUGGGAACAACACAAGCCCCACUUACAACAGUCGAGAACAUCCUCAUGACAACUCUUGAGUUGGAAAAACUUUGAAGAAGCAAGUGUAGGAAAUGCGGAGGGAGCGCUCAUGAAGGUAUUACAAGCCCGGAAGAAGCACACGAGCACCGAGCUGACCAUUGAGCCAGAGGUAUCCGCAAAUAAAAAUGGCGUCGGCUUGUCAGGCUUCAUGAGCGACCAGAUGGACUUCAAUGAUGAAAGCGCUGUCAUUAGUGCCCUUAAUUACAUAUUGCCUUAUUUCUCAGAGGGAAAUCUAGAAGAUGUAGAAUCGACAUUAUUACCAUUCAUUAAACUGCUUUUCUCAAAUGUGCAGGAAGGAGAGAAGCCCCUAACUCAUAUGAAAAACAAUACAAAGGCUCAGCCUCUUGAACCUGGACCCAGCAAUUCAGCUUACAAAAAUAAACUGAGGAAGCUCUAUGUCCUGGAAAAUUUGUUAGAUGCAGAAAUUCAAGAAAAAAUCGAUGAGGUUAAAAAGAAAGAAAAAACUGCCAUGCUUAUGCAGUCUGGCCUUUUAGGUCCCAAACUUAAACGCCAAAUCUUUCCCAAAAAAGUGGCAACUGCUGAAUCACAGGAAAAUAACCUGACAGAGAGUGAGAGUGGAGACAGGGGGCUGAAGAAAGUGAAGCUAUUCCUCAAAGGGCCCAAGCGCCUACGGAGAAAGCUCUUACAGGAGGCAAGAAUCAAGAGGAAACAGGGUACCUGGCCAACAGCGAAGAAAGUGGCCGAAGAAAGAAUGCUUGGGAAACCAAUCCCGAGUGAAAUGACCCAGUUUGACGUGGUGCAGAGGCCUCGGAAGUUUGUGGGAAGCUCCUUCCACCCCGAGCCUUCCUUCACGCAGACGCACAAGGCUGCGGUCUCUUCUGUCUUCAAACAGUAUAUUGGCAUGCCUUCUCCUUCUGCCACCUCAGAAUCCCUACCUGAGGUUAAAAAACAAUCAAAAGACAUGAGCGACACCAUUUUUGUUUUAGAAGAUGCAAAUGCUAGAGUUAAAAGUAUGGAAGCUGGUAAACCAAUUGUACAUUCUAGAAGAAAAUACCGCUUUCAUAAACCUCAUUCCCAUGUGGCCCACAGAACACCUGCGGCCAAACUAAGUCAAAAGUUUAGAAAAGAAACAGUGUUCCAUGGACAGAUGCCUGUCAACCGGCCUCCAUUCUGUGCAGUAAGGAGCCUUAUAAAUUCCCCGUCACAUGGGGUUUUUCCACCUUCAGAAGAGCUGAGUCCUCAGGAGAAUCCUUUUCCAGAAUUACUUGCUCCUUCAGAAUCUGUUACAGAAAUCACGACUGUAUCCCCUCUAGGAAAUGGUAUUGAAGAAAACAGUUUUAUGGAAAACACUGCUAUACCUGAAGAAACUAUCUCUGAAAGUACAAAUGAUAAGAAUCCUUCCACUAUAGAUUCCACUGGGACUGCGUUCUUAAUACCGACUGUCAAACAAAUCAGUGAAACUCUGUGGGAAUACCACAACACGGGCACUGACUUACCCAACAUGGAAAAAAGCUUCACGUACCCAUUGCUCACGUCCCCGGGUGAUCAAUUUGAAAUGCAGCUAAACCAGCAGCUCCGAUCCCUCAUCCCCAACAACGACGUGAGAAGGCUCAUUUCUCACGUUAUCCGGACUUUGAAAAUGGACUGCUCUGAGACCCAUGUGCAACUGGCCUGUGCCAAGCUCAUCUCUAGAACAGGUCUCCUGAUGAAGCUUCUGAGUGAGCAGCAAGAAGUAAAAGUAUCCAAGGCAGAAUGGGAUGCGGAUCAGUGGAAGACUGAGAACUACAUCAAGGAGAGCACAGAAGCCCAGGCUGAACAGAAAGAGCAGGAGUCAAGUGAGCUCACUAAAGGAGUUCCAGGAUAUGGCUAUAACAACAAACUCAUCUUGGCGGUAUCUGUGACUGUAAUAGUGAUGAUUUUGAUUAUAAUUUUCUGUUUUAUUGAGAUUUAUUCUCAUAGAAGAGCAGCAAGGACAGAUGUAGAAUCAGGCUCAGUCCCAAGGAGGGGCUUUUUUGAAUUUCUGCAUAGGAGAUGCUCAUCGCAGAGUGAAAGCCAGGAGGGCUUUUUCUGGUUAAGGUGUCCACUUUGGCUGAGGGAUAUGUACAGACCUCUCAAUGCCACACGCAAGAAAAACAUGGCCCAGAAGCUUCACGACAAGGAGUCUUCUGAUGAGGAAGAGAUUUACAAGAAGGAUGCAGGGGAGCCCCUAUCAACAGCAACACCUGUGGAUUCCGCUGCUGAAGGUGGUGAGGAAAGUGAGACCGCGCCAGAGGGGGAGGACUAAGAGUGAUCCAGCCUGCCUAAGGCCACCUGCAAACUGUAUUUUCUAAUGUUGGC
Messenger RNA from Nycticebus coucang (slow loris), 3715 nucleotides. RefSeq names its product leucine-rich repeat-containing protein 37A2-like. The record is from RefSeq and is a predicted model, not a curated record. Lineage: Eukaryota; Metazoa; Chordata; Mammalia; Primates; Lorisidae. The transcript has 8 exons. Bases 1467 to 3662 code for a protein of 731 amino acids.